This is a messenger RNA of Salvia hispanica, 985 nucleotides long. Lineage: Eukaryota; Viridiplantae; Streptophyta; Magnoliopsida; Lamiales; Lamiaceae. The record is from RefSeq and is a predicted model, not a curated record.
AUCCCUAAAACCUCACUUAUGGACGAAAGUCACGAAACUACGUCGUAUCCGCCUAUCGAGCCCUCCAAUUUCGACCUUAUUGUUGUUGGCACCGGCCUCCCGGAAUCCAUCACCGCCGCCGCUAAUAGUGUAAAUAAGCAUUCGCUCAAAGAAUUAAAGGAUGUGAAGGCCUUAAUUAGACAGUUUUUGCUCGACUUUUUUAGGUUUCCUAAUGCAAAUGGUGCCAUAAUAUAUCCCAUUUAUGGCCAAGGGGAACUCUCUCAAGCUUUUUGUCGCCGUGCUGCUGUCAAGGGGUGCAUUUAUGUUUUAAGGAUGCCUGUAAUUGCUCUGCUCAUGGAUAAGGAUGGGCGUACCUAUCAAGGUGUUAGAUUAGCAUCUGGCCAGGAGCUAACCAGUCCUCAGUUGAUUCUUGCUCCUUCUUUCGCGAUUCCAACAACUUCACCUCGUACUGUAGAGGUGAAAAUUUCUAAUGAUAAAAGCCCCUCAGAUGCCGAAGGGAAGGUUGCCCGGGGAAUUUGCAUUGCCAAGAAUUCUAUAAAGCCGGAAGCUGCUAAUUGCCUGGUGUUCUUUCCUCCAAGAUCUCUGUACCCAGAACAGAUAACAUCAGUCCGUGUAUUGCAGCUGAGCAGUAAUGUGGGAGUUUGCCCCCCUAAGACGUAUGUGACGUACCUGUCAGCUGUAUGUGAUGAUGCUGUGGAAGGGAAGAAAUUACUAAAUGCAGCCAUAAAUGCUCUGUUCUCUAUGGCUUUAUCUUCAUCAUCUGAGAACAAUGAGAGAGAUAAUUUAUGUGAGCACACAGAAGAAAAACCUUGUUUGCUUUGGAGCGCCUUGUACAUUCAAGAUCUGACUAAGGUUUUGUUUCUUGUACUUCACUUUUGUUUUUUUUACAGUUUAAUUCACUGUCUACAAUUGUCUGUAUUUUCUCCCAGUGAGCAUUUUGAAUUUCCUACACGGUGCUCUAAAUUUCAGGAUAAUUGACGUUUAU